AUGGGUGCACGCUGGUGUUUGGUGUUAUUAGCGUUGGUGCUUGUUAGCGCCAUACAGUCGCAGGAGAGCUCACCAUCCGACAAAGAGUGGUGGGAAACGGCAUUGUUCUACCAGAUCUAUCCACGAUCGUUCUACGACACGAAUGAUGACGGUGUGGGAGAUGUGAGAGGUGUAACGGCGAAGCUGCAGUACCUGAAGGAUACGGGCAUUGAUGCGACGUGGUUGAGUCCAAUCUUUAGCUCACCGCAGGAAGACUUCGGGUACGAUGUGUCCGACUUUAAGCAGGUCGAUCCGUUGUUCGGUACGAAUGCUGAUCUGGAGCAACUGUUUGCCGAAGCGAACAAGCUGGGAGUGAAGAUUGUGCUGGACUUUGUGCCGAACCAUACGAGCAAUCAGCACCAGUGGUUCAUCGAUUCGGAGCGCGGUAUUGCCCCGUACAGGGACUACUAUGUGUGGCGCCCGGCAAGGAUGGUGAAUGGACAGCGUAUGCCGCCAAACAAUUGGCAAUCGGUAUUCUACGGUUCUGCCUGGGAGUGGAGUGAAAUGAGAGGCGAGUAUUAUCUGCACCAGUUCGCUAAAGGACAGCCGGAUCUAAACUACCGCAAUCCCGCGGUAAUUGCCGAGUUUGAUGAAGUGCUGCGCUAUUGGAUGCAGCGUGGAGCGGCCGGAUUCCGAGUCGAUGCCAUCAACCAUAUGUUCGAACAUCCGGACUUUAUCGAUGAGCCCAUCAACAAUCCGGAGGAUCCGAACAGUUACGGAUACACGCAUCACAUUUACACGAAGGAUCUUCUGGAAACGUACGACGUAAUCGCUCACUGGCGCUCGGUUUUGGAUGACUUUUCGCGCCAACAGGGUGGUGAUGCUGUCAUUAUGAUGACGGAAGCGUACGCCAAUCUGACGAUGACCCUACGUUACUACGAGUCGGACGAUGGUAGGCAGCAGCGGGCCCAUUUCCCAUUCAACUUUGUCAUGAUCGAAGAACUGGGCGCAUGGUCAAACGCGAAGGACUUUAAGCGCGUUAUCGACCGUUGGUUGGGCAAUGUGCCGCGCGGUAAGGCUACCAACUGGGUGUUGGGCAACCAUGAUAAGCCGCGUGUUGCUAGCCGAUACGGCGAGGAGCGUGUCGAUGGAAUGCAGUUGAUGUUGCUGAUGUUGCCCGGUGUGGCCGUAACGUACAAUGGCGAUGAGCUGGGUAUGAUCGACCAUCGGGACAUCUCGUACGAGGACACGCUCGAUCCGCAGGGUUGUAAUCUUGGUCCGAAUGGGUACAGGGAUGCUUCACGUGAUCCUCAGCGUGUACCGUACCAGUGGGACGAUUCGUAUAAUGCCGGGUUCUCGAAGGCACCCCGUACCUGGCUCCCGGUACAUCCGUACUACCGGCAGACGAACCUGCUGAAGCAACAGGAGGCCGACUACAGCCACUACAAGUUCUAUCUGGAUGCAGUUGCAAUGCGCAAGCAUCGCAUCUUCACACACGGCCACUUCAAAUCGCACGCAUUCGGUGACGGUGUGUUUGCGUUCGUGCGUUACCUGCGCGAAUAUGAGGACCGAAUGGAUGAUCCCUACCGGGUGGUGCUGAUUAAUUUCUACGACCAACAUAUAACGAUCGACGUAAACGACCUGUACGAAAUCCGCAACCGCACGCAGGUGUAUCUUGUCGGUACGGAAUCGCGACACAAGGUCGGUCGUCUGCUGGAUGCAAAGCAAGUCUCACUCGGACCAUGGGACUCGAUCGUGCUCGGUCCGGUAUCGGGUGGAGUACGGGCUGUUCUUUCCCUUGGAUUAGUCAUCGUAGCGGUGGUAAAAUCGCUCCUCUUCUAG
Molecule: messenger RNA, 1821 nt
Organism: Anopheles marshallii
Lineage: Eukaryota; Metazoa; Arthropoda; Insecta; Diptera; Culicidae
Product: maltase 2-like
Exons: 3
Coding region: 1-1821 (606 amino acids)
Biological process (GO): carbohydrate metabolic process
Source: RefSeq, a predicted model, not a curated record